AAGGGCUGGCUAUGAAUUAGGGAUCAUACCAGAGAGAGAGAGAGAGAGAGAUUUUUGCAGUGUUUUCUAGAGGUGAAGUUUUCCGUAGGUUGGUAACUUGUGGUUUUUGGGUUGGACCGUUGGUGUUGGAGUCAAUCACAUCACUUUUGUAACAUCAGUGACAUCACAGUCAAUCCAACUCCAACGAGUUGAACACUGAACAGUGAGUGUGUGUGUGUGUGUGUUGGCAGCAGCCGAAGGAAACGGUGAACGGCCGCAGCUGCUGAUGUCCGUGAGGCAGCAUAACAUUUUAUCAAGUGGCACUGUUACAGCAGUGUGCACUGUGCAAGUUCAGCACGUACCGUAGUCAGGCGGCACACCGCAGAUGGUCUCACUCUCAGGUCUGUAUUCCAUCCUGAAGGAACUCCUGCAGACCAGACACCUCAUCAAAAAGAAUGUCCUCAUCAAUUGUAACAUUGGGGCAUUUCCUUCUAAGAGUUUCUACUGCCUUCUCAAUUUCCAACCGCUGAGGCCGUUUUCUCAGGAGAAGACAGCUCAGGUCUUGGAGAUCGUCAGUACGCUUACCCCAUGCAUCCAGAGAGGACAAUCAACCAAUAUUUUUCCUUCUUUGAGCAAACGCUGCUAUUCUAAGAUGGUGGAUAACUUGAAGAAAGUGCUGGAGUCUGUAGCUGCAAUAAACACUGUCAAGCAGGCUACAAUUACUAGUACAAGAGAAAACUCCUCUGGUAAAAAGGAUGUUGGGAUUGAGGUACAGUGGAGCUGUUUCAACUUGGCUGCCUCAGAAUACACUUAUAAUCUGUCUAACUACAUUAUUCAAGAUGGCAGGAUUAUGUCCCAUCAUCCUGCCCCAAUUAGCAAGAAUGUGUUAUUGAGGCAGACAAGUAACUCAGGCAGAGUGACUGCUUGUGUUGUAACAUCAGAUAAAGACAAAGAGAAAGAACAUGUGAUGGUAAUGAAGACGGAUGGAUUUAUGACCACAAUUGACCUCAAAGAAAUUGAUAAACAUGGAAAGGUUUAUACAGAUGAGGAAUUCUCUUGCUUGGAGUGGUCACCAGAUGAGACAACCCUUGUUUAUGUUGGUGAGAAGAAACAACCCAAGCCUACCAGUUUCUUUGCUUCAUUCAAAGAGGGAAGUGAAGAUGGAAGAGGCCAAGAGUUUCUUUAUAGGAAUGACUGGGGGGAGCAGAUGAAAGGAAAACAUCAGAGUGUUGUGUGCUUUCUUAAUGUGAACACUAAAGAACUUAGCUGCCAUGAGCUACCUGACAACCUGUGUCCAGCCCAGAUGGUGUGGACUGCUGAUGGCACUGGAGUGUUUGGAGUUGCUUUUGAAAGUCAGCCAUUUCGUCUUGGCUUGGUGUAUUGCCACAACAGAGUCUCCAAGCUCUUCCAUAUGGAUUUAAAUGGAACUUUCACUGUUAUUUCAGAGGGCUUGAGUAAUAUUCGAACUCCUCGUGUCAGCCCAGAUGGGAAAAAAAUAGCAUUCCUACGGUCAAAAGUUGGAGGACCACAUGCAAAAUGUUCCCAGCUGUGUCUGUUGUCAUGGCCUUCAAAGCAGGAACAGAUAGUUGUAGAUGUUGUUGAACGGGAGAAGCGUAUUCAUGAUGACCAUUUGUUCUUUGGCAUUUAUACUUUCUCUGGCCUUCCACGAAGAUGCUGGCUCAAGGACAGUGAGCGGCUUGUGAUUUCAACAAUCUCACGUUCUGAUAUUGUUUCCUAUGUGAUACAUACAACUGAUGGUACAAUAGUGGAAAUACCACACAUAGGAAGUCAUAUGGUCACUGAUGUGUUUGAUGACUACUUGCUGGUAAACUUCUCUACCCUUGCCCAUCCCAAUCAAAUUUUGUUGGCCUCUGUUCCUAGCAAAGGUCAAGAAAUCUGUAUUGAAAUGAAUCAGGUAACUCCUACUCGAAAGAUUCCAAAUAUAUCGAGUCUAGAGUACAGUGUUUGGGAAUUUGUAAAUGAUACUCCACAUCCUAAUCCCAAGUAUUCUGAUACCUCCAUUUCUCUUCUGUACUAUGGUCCAGUUUCAAAUACUAAAGGUGGCCCAAAAAGACCACUCAUCUGCUGGCCUCAUGGAGGGCCCCAUAGCAGUUCUGUCAAUUCAUAUUCUAUGGCUGCAACAUUUUUUGUUGCUCUUGGAUACUCAAUUGUUUUUGUCAAUUAUCGGGGGUCUGUUGGCUUUGGACAAGAUGGUGUAGACUCUCUUCCUGGCAACUGUGGGCUAACAGAUGUCGAUGAUGUUCACAAAGCUACCCUAAAUUGUCUAAAGAGAUUUUCAGAAGUUCUUGAUGAAUCCAAAGUUUUCCUUGUUGGUGGAUCACAUGGAGGCUUCCUAGUCACCCAUCUAGCUGCCCAGUACCCAAAGCUGUAUAAAGCUGCCGCCAUCAGGAAUGCGUCUUGUGAUUACACAACUGCACUUGCUGGUAAAGACAUUCCAGACUUGUGCUUUGUUGAAAGUGGAUUUACAUAUGAACAUGGGAAGAUCCCAGAUGGUGCCACACUCAGUAAGAUGCUGGAGAUAUCUCCCAUAAAUCGGAUUGACAACAUCAAGGCUCCAAUAUUGCUGCUUGUGGGGAAGAAUGAUGCCCGAGUGCCUCCUUCACAGAGCUUGUACUUUCAUCGCUUGUUGCUGGCUCGAGGAGUUGAGACAAAGCUUCACUUAUAUGAUGACUGUCACCCCCUUCGCAAGGUGGAAGUGGAAGCCGAUUGUUUAAUUCACAUAGCUCUGUGGCUUGGAAAACAUUGGAAUAAGGCUACAGAGUAGCUGCAGGUAGGGAAACUUCCUUCAGAAACAAAGAUAGAUAUUUAAAGACAUCUUAAUGGGUAAAGAAGGCAAGUAAAGAAAAGAUGUAUAUAUAUACGUGUGUGUGUGUGUGUGUGUGUGUGUGUGUGUGUGUGUGUGUGUGUGUGUGUGUGUGUGUGUGUGUGUGUGUGUG
Portunus trituberculatus (swimming crab) is the source of this 2936-nucleotide messenger RNA. Its product is annotated as acylamino-acid-releasing enzyme-like. The record is from RefSeq and is a predicted model, not a curated record. The coding region runs from base 365 to 2764 and encodes 799 amino acids. Gene Ontology annotation, biological process: proteolysis. Lineage: Eukaryota; Metazoa; Arthropoda; Malacostraca; Decapoda; Portunidae. Gene Ontology annotation, molecular function: serine-type endopeptidase activity. The transcript is spliced from 19 exons.